Molecule: messenger RNA, 1565 nt
Organism: Cucurbitaria berberidis CBS 394.84
Lineage: Eukaryota; Fungi; Ascomycota; Dothideomycetes; Pleosporales; Cucurbitariaceae
Exons: 4
Coding region: 426-1565 (379 amino acids)
Source: RefSeq, a predicted model, not a curated record
CGCGCUUGUAUGAGCAGAACGUGGAUCUUCACUUGGUAUGCAUGUACCUUUCCGAUUUCCUCUGACAGAUAGCCUGGCUCAUGGGCCUUCAUAAGUUCGUAACUAUUAGUGUGCACGGCUCUCUCUGAGGCUCAUACUUGCCAAGUUAAACUGACACCUCAACAUCCGCCCUCAAUACAACUCCAUAUAUCCGCGAUUUACCGCAUACCCUUAACACAUAAGCUUAAAGUCGAUGCUUCAGCUACACGACCGAACUUCGUAUCCCUCAUUCUUGCUCUCACGUUAUCAGCGCCUGAUAAGAUGGGGGGGAACUCACCAUCUAAGCUGCUUCCAGGUUGCGCUUCCGUCCCAGUUCAGUGGCUCGCCUUAGAUACAAUUCCUAGGAUGGCCAUGUGGGUAUCGUUAAACACUACAACGGAUCCAGAAUGAAUUACUUCCUGGUACGGGAGUAUGGACCAGGCAAGAAGAUGCAAAUGAAUAGAAGCAGGUCGGUCCAGUUGAUAGCCAAAGGGUGGAGUGGUCGAAGACCAAUAGUGAUGGCGGCAAAGAGGCUCAGUGCCGGAUCUGAGUCCAUUCGAGUAUACUUACCUUGUGUUGUGCAAGACCAAGAACGGAAAGCAGAUUCGGUAGCCGUCGCUGUCUCUGUGGCAGUUGUUGUCUGGCUUGCUGUCGAUGUAAGAGUCGAGAGUGUCGUUUCAGUCGAGGUAGUAGAGACAGUCUGGGUUUGGCUGAGGGUUGCAGUUGAGGUUAUCGCAGCUGGGACUGAUGUUGUUGUCACGGUCAAAGUUGAGGUUUCUGAGACAGUUGACGUGAUAGUCGCGCUGAGGGUUGAAGUGGAAGUGACUACCGGUGGCACUUCCGUUGUUGUUAUGGUCAAUGUUGAUGUCGCGGAUAAAGUAGAUGAUAUGGUGGAUGUUUCAGUUGCUGUCGCAGAUAAGGUAGAUGUGACAGAAGCGGUCGUGGUUACUGCUGGUGGAACCGACGUGGAUGUAACUGUAGAGGUCACAGUGGAUGUAACUGCUGGAGGGACCGAUGUUGUGGUUAUGGUUGCAGUGAUGGAGUCGGUCGUAGUAACUGCUGGUGCGGCCGCCUGGGUUGAAGUCAUAGUUGAGGUGACUGCUGUUACGGUUGAGGUAACUGCCGGUGCGGCGGCUUGUGUUGAGGUUAUUGUUGAGGUAACAGCUGGUGGUACUGAGGUUGAAGUAACAGUUGAAGUAACUGCUGGUGCGGCGGCUUGUGUUGAGGUUACGGUGACUGCUGGUGGGACUGAUGUUGAAGUUACGGUUGAAGUAACUGCUGGCGCGGCGGCUUGUGUUGAUGUUACGGUAGACGUAACCGCUGGCGCGGCGGCUUGUGUUGAAGUUACAGUUGCAGUAACUCCGGCCGCGGUUGAGGUUACGGUUGCGGUAGAGGUUUUGUUUAUGGUACUUGAGACUGUGUUCGUUAUGGUAUCGGUGAAUGUACCUGAUACCGUCAUAAAGACCGUAUUCGUCAAAGUUCUAGUAGAGGCAGCCGCGGUGGUAGUGAUCGUGUUGCCAAAGUUGGCCGGAUCCUACACAUAUUAG